This is a messenger RNA of Ricinus communis (castor bean), 946 nucleotides long. RefSeq lists its product as uncharacterized. The coding region runs from base 233 to 562 and encodes 109 amino acids. The record is from RefSeq and is a predicted model, not a curated record. Lineage: Eukaryota; Viridiplantae; Streptophyta; Magnoliopsida; Malpighiales; Euphorbiaceae. The transcript has 2 exons.
CAUUGUAAAAUUGGAGCAGUUCACCAGAGGCAUUAAUAGGAAUCAUAUUGAAACGCCAUAUUUAUAAUGAGCACUUUAUAGGUUCACAAGUCACCGCAAUACAGGUAAUAAUUAGUGAACAACAACCUUAAUACAUGUCCCUUUAGACCUUAAAAACAAAGCUCAGAGCUUCUCUCUUUCUCUCUGCCUCUCUCUUUUUUGGCUACUACGUACAGCUUGGAUCUUCCAAUUCAUGGCUGCCACCACCUCCACAAAUUGCACUGGAUUCUUCAAUUUCCGAUCAAAUUCCGACGAGGGCAGGAUCCGAAGCUCAUCCAGCCAUGGCUCGCCAGGGUGCGGAAAGCUUGAUGGGGUGGCUAUGUGGUUCAUAAAUGGCGUAGCGAGUGCAUUCUUCGCAUCAUUAGAGAGGUGUUCUUGCAUUCGUAUAGCAACGGAAGACGAUUGCGAUGAAGCUAAUGAUGCACCUCUGAUUCUCAACGAUGGAAACAUUAGGCAUAUUACUGAUGGUGCCACCUCUAGCAGGAAAAGAACAGCUGCAGACAAUGACAAUCCACGCUGCUAAGGAAUCCAAAGACUGAUGCGAUUGGUGGACUAAAUAAGACCAGAGGGAGGAAAAACAAAAACGGACAAAAAAAUUAAUUAAUAAUAGAAUGGUUAAUUAGUUAAGCUGGGAAACAAAUUCUUUUUUUUCUUUUUUUUAAAUCAGAAAAAGAUUUGAUCAUUUGCCCACAUCCCUCCACUCGAUUGAUUCCGAAACUCGAUCAUAGAGGGUGAUGUGCUAAUAGAAUUGAUUGUGUUUUUAACUGUGAUUUCUUUUGUGUAUUCUUGAAGUUGUUUUAUAGUCUUGAGAUAGACAAAUGAGCAGCAGUAUUUUGUAAAUAAGCUAAUUUGAGAAUUAUAGGAUUACUGUCGUUUUGUCCUAAUAUUUGGACAAAAAGAAUUGAAA